Molecule: messenger RNA, 1417 nt
Organism: Colossoma macropomum (tambaqui)
Lineage: Eukaryota; Metazoa; Chordata; Actinopteri; Characiformes; Serrasalmidae
Gene: samd13
Product: sterile alpha motif domain containing 13
Exons: 5
Coding region: 249-542 (97 amino acids)
Molecular function (GO): protein binding
Source: RefSeq, a predicted model, not a curated record
UUUUGCCGGAAGGAAAGUCGGAUUGUGUCAAAUUUAGCAGAGCUGCAAGAGACAACCUCGUUUUCUUAUUGAUCUACGCGGGAUAUUUUUUUAAUAAAAAGGUUAUCUUCUCACAGAGACGUACCUUGAAGACACCUGACAGCUGAGAACGCACAGAAAACAAUGCCACUGAUGAGGAGUACAUACCAUGAGGCUUGAGCUGAGGCCGUCAAAUGAAACAUUGCAUUCAUCGGUGACAAACAGCUGUCAUGGAAACCAAGGCAAAUGGUUCGAUGGACACCAAAAGUUCGGUGGAGAACGGGCAGCUUCCAGACCCGGCCCACUGGGCAGUAGCAGACGUCGUCAAUUAUUUUAAAGCUACUGGCUUUGAAGAGCAGGCAAAUGCUUUCCAAGAUCAGGAAAUCGAUGGCAAAUCUCUUUUAUUAAUGACUCGUAAUGACGUUCUGACUGGACUCUCGAUAAAACUGGGCCCUGCACUGAAGAUUUACGAAUACCACGUGAAGCCACUUCAGACCCAACACUUGAAAAGCAAUGCCUCAUAGCACUGGGGACCGGCCAGCCCCCUUGGAAGACAAUCAUGCCAUGGAACAGCAGGGUAACUGCAGACCGAAGCAAGGCCACGUCCUUGUGUGCAUUUUAUGCGUCUUUGAGGACGAGCAAAGAAAGAAAGAAACAAAAAAACUUUAAUGUGAAUUUGUCUUUCUCAGUCUGAGUUUGUUGUACAGGUACAUGUUACGUUUGUCGCAUUGAUUUAUGAUUAAUGGUGUUAUGUUUGAAAUUUGUUUUUUUUUUUUUAAAUAGACCCUUUGUGAACUUGUACAUAUGUUGAAAUAUUCACUAUUGUUUGCGAUUUUUAAAGAUUUUAAUUGUAUAUGUAAAAGAUUAUGUGUGAAUGUGUCUGGCACUAAGAUUUUAAACACUAUUGUGUAAGAUGUUGCUAGGUAAGACUUGCAUUACUCCUUCAUAGGGUUUAAUGGGGAAUGAACUCUGCCUCAUCGGCUUGUACAUAUGAGGAGAAAGUGGCUAAAAGGAGGGGCUGAUAAUUUAUUUGUUGUUGCUUUUUUUUUUGUUGGUGCUUGUUUCCUUUUUCUCCUGAAAGGUAUUUAAGUCAUGAAUAGUUGUAUUUAGGUUACAGAUCAAAAGAUCAAUUGUUUGGCUCUGAGAACUGUAACCAUCCUACAGCUGUGUGCAGUUUUAUUAAGGUUUUAUUUUAUUUAAACAUACUGAACUAAGAACUCUCACAAAGCAGUUUAACAGGUAGCUAGAGUCUGGUAUCUAAACCAAAACCAGGCUCCGUUUUUUUGUGUGUUUUUGGUGCAACUAGCUUGAUUAAGCCAUGGUUAGUCAUAACUAGUCUUUCAAUGUUUUCAUGUUCAUUUUUGCUUGAGGUUGACAAAAUGACUUUUAGAACGAACGA